Phanerochaete carnosa HHB-10118-sp is the source of this 1328-nucleotide messenger RNA. RefSeq lists its product as uncharacterized. The record is from RefSeq and is a predicted model, not a curated record. The transcript has 9 exons. NCBI's taxonomy places the organism in Eukaryota, Fungi, Basidiomycota, Agaricomycetes, Polyporales, Phanerochaetaceae. Bases 253 to 1293 code for a protein of 346 amino acids.
CGCAGCCCAGCGCGCUCUACGACGUGUAACAAGUCUCGGCUUCUCAGCCCCAUCCCCGUCGUCCUCGAAGACAUGGCUCUUAGAAGAGCGCGCGGAGCAUCCAUGCCAACAGUGUCCAUCGCACCAAGGACCCAAGGCUGUGGUACGCUGGCGCACUCCCCCCGUGAUGAAACGUGUAUAUUACAAUUGGGCUGAGAUGGUUUCAUAAGCGCACGCUCUUGCUCGUUCCCUCCCCCUCUCCUGACUGUGCUAAUGGCGAGCAAUGCGACUGUACCGACAAAUUUGGCUCCCGUUGCAGGGCCUCUCCUCUUGGGUAGUCUGUUCAACUGGGGACUGUACGGCGUAUUGACUGUGCAGGUUUUCCUCUACCACUUGGCGUUUCCUGACGACAGAUGGACUGCCAAGAGUCUCGUCUAUGGCAUAUUUCUCCUUGACAGCGCGCAGACGUUCAUCGUCACAAGCGACGCGUUCGACACGUACGCGCGGCAUUACGGCGAUAGCGCUCAGCUCUUGCAGCAGCAUAACGAAUGGCUCGCAGUGCCAGUAUUCAGCAGCAUCGUUAGUUGUACUGUGCAGAUGUACUACGCGUAUCGGAUAGGGUUCUUGUCAAAGUCGAGGCUGUUGAUGGCGGGAAUAAGCCUACUGGCAAUCUUGCAAGGCGCCGCCGGUAUUGCGACCGGAGUGCAAUCGGCCAUCAUCAGUAGCUUUGAGGAGCUGGAAGCAAGGGCACACUCCGUGACCAUCCUGUGGCUAGUAGGCAGCGCGGUCUGUGACGUCGUCAUCGCAGCGACCAUGGCAUACCUCCUCCUGCGCGCCAACACCAAGUCCUCCGAGACGCGCGCGAUGAUCACGCGGCUCGUACAGAUCAUCAUCGAGACCGGCACGCUCACCGCGUUCGCGGCCGUGCUCGUGCUCGUGCUCUACGUCGCGCUUCCCAACCGCGCGUACUACACCGCCGUCGGCGCCGUGCUCGGCAAGCUCUACUCGAACGCACUCCUCGUGCUCUUCAACAGCCGCAUGCGCGUCAGCGGAUCCCGCGCCCCGCCGUCGACGCACACGCGCGGCCCAUCCGACGACGCCACUCGUGUGCACCGUCCCGCCGCGCGACUUGGCGCGAAGGCCCUCGUGAGCUUCGGCCGCAGCACGCCAGAGGCCACCUCUCCCGACCUUGGCGGCGUGCACGUUGAGGAGCAGGUGUGGGUGCACACAGAUGACAUUGAGAUGAAGAAUCCGAUCUCCGCGCAUGUUGACUUUGGGGGGAAGAAGCAUGCUGGACUUGCCGAGUCUCCAUAAAUUAUUUUGCCUGUGUAUCACUAUUCUUGCUGUCC